AUGGAUCCAGUUGAGAUUGUGGUACCCUAUACCAAUGUUGAAAUUAGGCAAUUGUGGGAGAUUGAUGAUUGGCAAAGAGCUUGUAGUAAUUUCUUAGAAGAAAUUAACAAAUAUGCAAAAAGUAAGCGAAUUCAGUUUAUGAAAAGAACUGAAUGGAUUCGUCCCCACAUAAUAAAAAGGGCACCUAUUUCUGGGGCUCUUACAUUCUAUACUGAUGCAAAUAAACCAGGAAUGUCUGGUAAUGAGGCAGCAAAUAUCAGUAAAAUUGUUCAAAGUCCAUAUGAUGCAGUUCAAAAAUCAGAGCUGUAUGCCAUUCUGAUGGUUUUGUUAGACUUUAAGGAACCUCUUAACAUAAUUAUUGAUUCUCAGUAUGGCUACAAAUGGGAAGACCAGAAUAUUGAAGAACAUUAUCAAAGUUCUAGAAGACAUGAAAGGUUUCUCAUCUGUCCUUCUGGCUACAAACCAUUUGAACAUAAGGAAUAUGGGAAGAAGCAAUGUACCUCUCUUUCUCCUACAACAGUUAGAAGAUAUGUUGGAGUGCCCACUAUGAGUAUACUUGGUGAAUGUGAUACAAGUUUACAAUUAAUUGGUUUUCCAACUACACUGGGAAUACAUCAACAAACUCACACCGGAAAAAAGCCUUAUGAUUAUAAGGAAUGUGGGAAUUCUUCUGUCUGUACUGGUUCACUUUGCAAAUGUAGUGUGACCCACAGUAUAGAAAAAUGUUAUGCAUGCAGUCAGUGUGGUAAAACUCUGAGUUCUUCCAGUUGUGUUCAAAGAUGUUAUAAAACUCAUAUGGGAAGAGGAAGUGAUAAAUAUGAACCAUCUACUAAAGACUUGAACCAUCAUUGGUAUCUUCAGACAGACAAAAGAACCCAUAAUGAAGAGGAUCUUUAUGAAUAUAAUCAACAUGAUAAAGACUUUAGAUUUGAUUCCUCUUUACAAUUACACCAAAGAAUUCAUUUGGAAGUAGAAUCCUAUAAAUAUAAUCAAGGUGCAAAAGACUUUGAACAUUACAGUAGCUUUCAAGUACAUAGAAUACAUACUGAUGAGCAACCAUGUGAAUGCAAUCAAUGUGGUAAAGCCUUUGCCAGUUGCCAUAAUCUUAAAAUACCUGAAAGAAUCCUUACUGGAGAGAAACCCUAUGUAUGUAAUCAAUGUGGUAAAACUUUUGUAAGUCGCCAUAAUCUUAAAAUACAUGAAAGAAUUCAUACUGGAGAGAAACCCUAUGUAUGUAAUCAAUGUGGUAAAGCCUUUGUGUAUUUAACUAGUCUUCGAAAUCAUGAAAAAACACAUACUGGGGAGAAACCCUAUGUAUGUAAUCAAUGUGGUAAGGCCUUUGCCUGUCGCAGUAAUCUUCAAAUACAUGAAAGUACUCAUACAGAUGUGAAACCCUACAGAUGUAAUCAAUGUGGUAAAGCCUUUGCACAUAUCAUUUAUCUUCAAAGACAUGAAAGAAGUCAUACUGGAGACAAACCAUUUGAAUGCAAUCAGUGUGGGAAAGGCUUUGCACAAUUUAGUCAUCUUCAAAAACAUUUCAAAAUUCAUAGUGGAGAGAAACCCUAUGAAUGCAGUCAAUGUGGUAAAGCCUUUGGAAGUCGCAGUAAUCUUCAAACACAUGAAAGAAUUCAUACUGGAGACAAGCCCUUUGUAUGUAAUCAAUGUGAUAAAGCCUUUGUAAGUCGCCGUAAUCUUCAACUACAUGAAAGAACUCAUACAGGAGAGAAACCUUAUGAAUGUAAUCAGUGUGGUAAAGCCUUUGCACAUUUCACUAGUGUUCGAAAUCAUGAAAAAAUUCAUACUGGAGAGAAACCCCAUGUAUGUAAUCAGUGUGGUAAAGCCUUUGCAUGCCGCAGUAAUCUUCAAAUACAUGAAAGUACUCAUACAGGAGUGAAACCCUACAGAUGUAAUCAAUGUGGUAAAGCCUUUGCACAUGUCAUUUAUCUUCAAAGGCAUGAAAGAAGUCAUACUGGAGACAAACCAUUUGAAUGUAAUCAAUGUGGGAAAGGCUUUGGAAGUCACAGUAAACUUCAAACACAUGAAAGAAUUCAUACUGGAGAGAAGACCCAUGUAUGUAAUCAAUGUGGUAAAGCCUUUGUAAGUCGCAGAAAUCUUCAAAUACAUGAAAGAAUUCAUACUGGAGAAAAACCCUAUAUAUGUGAUCAAUGUGGUAAAGCCUUUGCACAUUUCACUAGUUUUCGAAAUCAUGAAAAAAUUCAUACUGGGGAGAAACCCUAUGUAUGUAAUCAGUGUGGUAAAGCCUUUGCCUGUCGCAGUAAUCUUCAAAUACAUGAAAGUACUCAUACAGAUGUGAAACCCUACAGAUGUAAUCAAUGUGGUAAAGCCUUUGCACAUAUCAUUUAUCUUCAAAGGCAUGAAAGAAGUCAUACUGGAGACAAACCAUUUGAAUGUAAUCAGUGUGGGAAAAGCUUUACACAUUUCAGUCGUCUUCAGAAACAUUUCAAAAUUCAUAGUGGAGAGAAACCCUAUGAAUGCAGUCAAUGUGGUAAAGCCUUUGGAAGUCGCAGUAAUCUUCAAACACAUGAAAGAAUUCAUACUGGAGAGAAACCUUAUGUAUGUAAUCAAUGUGGUAAAGCCUUUGUAAGUCGCCGUAAUCUUCAAACACAUGAAAGGAGUCAUACCGGAGAGAAACCCUAUAUAUGUAAUCAAUGUGGUAAAGCCUUUGUAAGUCGCAGUAAUCUCAAAAUACAUGAAAGCACUCAUACAGGAGUGAAACCCUAUGGUUGUAAUCAAUGUGGUAAAGCCUUUGCACAUAUUAUUUAUCUUCAAAGGCAUGAAAGGAGUCAUACUGGAGACAAACUAUGAAUGUAUUCACAAAAGCCUUCAAAAACAUGAAAGGUGUCAUACUGGAGAAAAACCCAAUGAAUGUAAUUGAUGCAGUAAAACUUUGCAGGUCAUUGUAAUCUUCACACAUCAAAGAAGUAAUAGUGAAGAGAAACCCUAUAAAUAUCAAUGUGAUAAUGCCUCUUUAUGUUACAGUCAUUUUCAAAGGCACAACAGGAUUACUCUUGGAGAGAAACAUCAUGAAUCUAGUAAAUUAAGUAAAGCUUCACACACCACAUACAUUGUUCUCACUGAGCUGUCUCACUGGUGCUCAAGUAAGAUUAGUAGAAGCAUUCUAUCAGUCAAAUAUUGUCUUUUUUCAAAUUGUAAACAAAUUGUCAUCCAAGGAUAGAGGAGUACAGAAUAAUUGCUAUUAUUGAAUAAUAAAACUUAUUUGAAGUGUCAA
Molecule: messenger RNA, 3250 nt
Organism: Peromyscus eremicus (cactus mouse)
Lineage: Eukaryota; Metazoa; Chordata; Mammalia; Rodentia; Cricetidae
Product: zinc finger protein 431-like
Exons: 3
Coding region: 1-2826 (941 amino acids)
Source: RefSeq, a predicted model, not a curated record